AUGUCUCUGUUAAACGGCACUAAGAUAUCAUUAACAAAAGCUUUUAACAACUUUCAGAAGGUGCUAUUGGCUCUAUUGGUCGUGUGCCUCAAAGGUUUCGCUCUCGCAGAGAGGAGGGCAGUAACCACCCCAACCGUGUGUGAGGAGAAGCUGAAAACACUGACGCAGAAAGUAGAUAUCUUACUGCGUCAGCUUCAGCUCCAGCAGAUGUUCAUAGCGGAACGCACACGAACGGACGGAGGAUCAGGAAUAAAACAGGCGAGAUGGGGCGCCAUUGGAACAAGACCAUAUCAUACGUCAAGUCACAACAUGAAUUGGAUAGCAGGAGGUAUUUUCCCACAUUCCCAAGCAAGGGACUAUUUCGUCACGUCAGGCACAAGUGCCGUGUUAAACGGAGUUGAGUUUCGCAUGGCUGGCCAAGGACUGAUGAUGUACAGGCCUGGCCAAACGUUCAAAAGUCCACGCCGAAGACUGCCUCUGCCGGCAGUGCCACCACAGGUCUUAGCUAAGAAAACUGUGCCAGAGCAGGUCGCCGAGAUGAAAGAAUGGUUCAAAGCUUGGAGGGACCAGAACUACAAAGUGCGGGAUUACAGAAAGUACUUCAAGCCUGUUCUUUGCUACCUUGAAGGCAAAUGGCUGAAAAGUCAAGGAGACGACAAACUGCCUUUUUCACAGUCCUUUUUAUCCAACGAGGAACGCGCACGGUACCAAGCCUACAGUGGGGCCAUUCCACUGGAGAGACAUGCCUUCAAACCGACCUCCAUCGUCGACUUUGAGAACGGUAAACCCGUGUUUGCCACGUGGGACUACAGAAUUUUGUGUCACCCGGUGAAUCAAGACAUCCCCACCAGCACUUUCCGUCUUGUUGAUGACUUGAGUAUACGAACCCCAAGGAGAUGGACAAUGGAUCAACUCUCACGGCAAAUGUUAGCUAAUUUCCAACUUAAUCCAUUGAAUCGUCCGUGGAAAGAAAAUUCAGAGUUCGCUGAUUCCGAUUAUGAAUUCCUCGAUCAGCUGAUGUCUCAGGUCCCAGGUCCAAAUAACUACGAUGGAAAGUUGUAUGACGACGCGUUCUCCAAACCCACACACCCAUUCACCGCUACCACCGAUAAAGCAGCAAAGCUGAACACCGCAUUUUACCACAGAUGGGCAAAGGUUUCACAGACCGGAACCGGAAGUCUAAAAGCUCGCCACAGAGGAUUCUCUGACAACACGGUUUUCAUGGCACAAACAUCACAGCCGUCGGUAGCAGGGAUGAAGGUUGAAGAUUGCAACUUUGUUGGAGGGAAAAAAGUAUGUAAAAGUUAUGAACAGCGUUGGUCGUACGCCAUUCCGCUUUUCGUGACCUACCUUAACCCACUGGCUAACUGGAAUCCAUAUGGACUGACUAUACACAUGAAGAGUAGGUGCACAUGUUGUAAAUGUCCCACUAGUGUUUUGCAUUAG
Molecule: messenger RNA, 1446 nt
Organism: Lingula anatina
Lineage: Eukaryota; Metazoa; Brachiopoda; Lingulata; Lingulida; Lingulidae
Source: RefSeq, a predicted model, not a curated record